Messenger RNA from Prunus armeniaca (apricot), 234 nucleotides. The record is from the annotation of a GenBank genome assembly. Lineage: Eukaryota; Viridiplantae; Streptophyta; Magnoliopsida; Rosales; Rosaceae.
AUGAGGACCAUGAGGAAGGGCGCUUCGCUGCUCACUCUUGAAGAGUUGAUUCUCGUCGACAAGCUACAAAAAAUCCUUCGCAAGCACAGUCCACCAACACGCCGCCUAAGCAGUGCAGGCGAGAAGGUCGACACUCGCAAAUCAACGAGGAAGUCAAUCAGCAUCGCCCAAAUUGCGAAGAUCGCCAACGUGAUCGACCAGCAAUGUGUGCGGAAGACGUUGAGAAGCUUGUGA